Asterias rubens (European starfish) is the source of this 387-nucleotide messenger RNA. RefSeq lists its product as uncharacterized. Bases 1 to 387 code for a protein of 128 amino acids. The record is from RefSeq and is a predicted model, not a curated record. Gene Ontology annotation, molecular function: wide pore channel activity. Gene Ontology annotation, cellular component: membrane. The transcript has a single exon. NCBI's taxonomy places the organism in Eukaryota, Metazoa, Echinodermata, Asteroidea, Forcipulatida, Asteriidae.
AUGACGUCUGGUUUCAUCUUUUGGGAUGACGAAGACAACAACAACCUCAACGAAGUGCAAGGCAUCGUACCAUCAGGAGUGUACGACCAGGAUACCCGUAUCGACUACUGCUGCAUGACCGAUGGUGACGUAUCCCAGCCGAUCAGCUUGCCUACUCAGAAUCCUUUCUACCUGUUCCCGUAUAACUCGGAGCAGUGCCAGGCCGUCCAAGGCAUGAAUGCGACUCAGGAGUAUUUUCGAUGGGACGAGCAAGACAGACCAAUAAGUAUUCCAGUCAAAUCUGGAGGAUCCCAUCCGUACCUCACAGUUGAAACUACGCCUGCGUCGCCAAGAGACAACAUUAUACACUACUGUUACUAUGAAUCCAUCGAAUCCUUGAACCGUUGA